UGAAGUACUCUCCUCUCUCUCCUCUGUAAUUAACAAUUGGUUUUUGGCUGUACUGAUUUCGAGUUUGAAAUCUCCAUCUCCAUCUCCCUCCUCCUUUCUCUUUUUUCUUGUCUCUUUGGGAAGAGAAAGAACGGAUUCGUAGAACGAUGGAAAUUUGUCAGACGGAUAACAUGCAAACCGUCUCGUCUCUUCCUCUUUCAACUUCCUUUGAUUCUGGGUGUGUGUGAUUGCGGUGUUAGUUUCUUGAAGUCCUGAGAAUCAGAGAAAGGAUGAACUGCAGACCAAGUGGUUCCGUUCUUUAGAAGCUUUUGGAUAGUGCCGGAAUUUGGGCAUUUCCGGUGGUGCAAUUUGAAGAUGAAGCCACAUGUGCUAGCAAGAGGGAGAGGGAGUUCCAGGGUCACUUCGCAGCAGUCCCAUUUCGAGCUGAAGCACAAAGUGGUGCUUGCACUCAACAAGCUUGCGGAUCGAGAUACCUGCCACAUAGGCGCGGACGAGCUCGAGAGAGUGGCCGAAUCUCUAACCACUGAUGGGAUCGGGCCGUUCCUGUCUUGUAUAUUGGACACUGAUAAGGAGCAGAAGAGUGCAGUGAGGAAGGAGUGCGUUAGGCUGAUUGGUAUGGUGGUGACAGUUCAUGGGAGUUUAGCUGUGCCACAUCUAGCUAAGAUGGUUGGCAGCGUUGUGAAGAGGCUUAAGGACUCGGAUUCGGUUGUGAGGGAUGCAUGUGUUGAGACGAUGGGUGUUUUGGCUUCUACGGUCAGUAACGAUGGGGAUGAAUCUGAUGGGGACUUUGUUGUGUUGGUGAAGCCCCUUUUCGAAGCUUUGGGUGAACAGAAUAAAUAUGUGCAGUCAGGUUCAGCGUUAUGCUUGGCUAAAGUCAUUGACAGUACUCGAGACCCUCCAGCUUCCGUUUUACAGCGAAUGUUAACCAGGAUUAUGAAGUUGCUGAAGAAUCCACACUUUAUGGCUAAACCAGCAGUAAUUGAGCUUACUAGAAGUAUUCUUCAGGCAGGUGGUGCACCUUCGCAAAAUAUUUUAGCUGCUGCAAUGACUAGCAUCCAAGAUGCUCUCAAGAACAGUGACUGGACUACACGCAAGGCAGCUUCUGUAGCUCUAGGAGAAAUCGCUGCUGGUGGCGGGUCUUGCCUGGGUUCUUUAAAAGCUUCCUGCAUUCGAUCCCUUGAAUCUUGCCGUUUUGAUAAAGUGAAACCUGUUAGAGACACUGUACUUCAUGCCAUACAAUGCUGGAAAACUCUUCCUGGGCCUGAUGCUCCUGAGGCUUCUGAAACGGGAUCAUCCAUAAAAGAAAACUACUGUGGAGGAGAGUACAGUGACAUCACGAGUACCAGUGGCUCUGCACAGAAAGAAAUAAUAAUGAAUAAAGUUGUAACAGACCCAUCUAAGAGAAGAUUUCCUUUGUCUGUAAAGAGAGGGUGCCAGAAUUACACCGACUCGCCACAGUCUAAAUCAGACGAUUGGCGUAUUGAAAUUGCAGUUCCCAAGCAUCAUGAUUUGCCUCUGCCAGAUCCUCAGAAUGAGGAAUCUGAGGGUAGUAGUUCUAUUACCAGGACUUUAGAAAGAAUGAGCGUUGACAUUUCCAGUGCUCCUGAUGUUAGCUAUGAAUAUGUGCCAAUGGAUGACAAGCAGGACUCUUUCUCUGCGUCCAAGAGAAGUUCAGUUCAUCAUGACUCUCUCGAGAAUGGUGCUUUACUUAAAGUAAUGGGAAGACGCCAGCAUGCUGCAGGGAUGGAUACUGAAGAUGUUUAUUGUGUAAAUGUUCAAGAUCGUAGAAGUCUUGAUUCCACGGUUACUGAAACUACCUUUCAACCUUCACACGAAUGCUGCUCACAUGUGGCAAGUGAAGUGGCCUCAAUUAGGAAACAGCUUUCUGAGAUCGAGAAUAGACAGGCGAACUUGUUGGACCUGCUGCAGGAUUUCACAGCCGGGAUAAUGGCGAACAUGUCUGGCUUGAAGUCCAAAGUGUCAGGAUUAGAGCAUGAAGUGGAUAGGAUAUCUAGGUUUCUUGUGCAAGGAGCUAGGCAUUCGGAAUCAGCAGUCUCCCGGAUUAUGAAGCAGAACCAAAAUGGUCCCUCUCCUAGAUGCACACCCAGACCAUCUAUUGAUAUUCAAUGUAGGCAGCCUUCACAAUUUUCCGUGAAGCACACCGAUAUUUGGGAUGGUAGUAGAACUAGAUCGAGAAAUUCGGUAUCAGCAAAACAAGCUACAGAAAUUAGCCCCAAUCCUACUGCAGUUGCUACAAGGAAUCUUACAGGGAAAGGAAUGCUGAAAAGUUCAGGUAGAGGUUCCCAGAGCACAGAUCCAAAUCUCAAGAAUGGCAGCAGGCAAAAUGGGAUGGAGAACCAGAACUUCUAUUGGGAACGUGUAAAAGAUUUUAUGCGCAAAGGGGACGUGGACUCUGCAUAUGCUGAAGCACUUUCCUCUGGCAAUGAACUCAUUCUAGUCGAGCUUCUCAAUAGGACUGGUCCUGUGCUGGAAUGUCUUUCCGGCCAAACCAUGUAUGAAGUUCUUACAAGUUUGGCAUCAUUCUUCUUGGAGCAGAGAUUUAUCAACUCUAUCAUACCCUGGCUGCAUCAGGUUGUGGAAUUGAGCUCAAUCCAUGGACCAGAUUACCUUGGCCUCUCUUCGAAAGGAAGAAGAGAAUUCUUGUCUGCAAUUCAGGAGGCAGCCGGCAUGGGAUUCUCGAACCCUGCUGAAAGAAAAUCUGUCACCCAACUUGCAGCUAAACUGCAGCAACUGUGGGGAAGGAACCCUUGACUUCUCCAACUGGAUCAACUCAUCAUAUCUCUGGCCUGCCUUUUAUGUUCAUUUGGUAACCGUCGUUUUAGCUUUUGAUUGCUUCCUGUCGAAUUAUGUUCUAGGUGCUUUGCUGGUGAAGAAUGUUAUCAGU
Linum tenue is the source of this 2905-nucleotide messenger RNA. Lineage: Eukaryota; Viridiplantae; Streptophyta; Magnoliopsida; Malpighiales; Linaceae. The record is from the annotation of a GenBank genome assembly.